UGUGGGAGUUCUUCGUUGUCCCGCGCCGGGUGAGUGACCCGAGCGGCGCGCCAGUCCUGCCCUCAGCCGGCCCAGGACCUGGGACCCAGAGGCAGCGCUGAAGCCCAGCGUUCUCCCUGGAUUCGCUCCUCGUCGCCAGGAGGACGCAUCUACCCGGCCUCGGUGACCGCCGCCACCGCCAACCGCCCUGGAGCCGCUGAGAGACGUCCACCUGGGCCUGGCCCCGCCGUGCCGCGGCUCCGCUCGCCUGGCCCUCCUCUCGGGCCACUACCUCUACUAUCACUACGGCUGCGAUGGUCUGGACGACCGGGGCUGGGGCUGCGGCUACCGCGCCCUGCAGACGCUCUGCUCCUGGCCAGAGGGCCAGCCCGUCGGCGUGCCGGGGUUGGCCGCCGUGCAGGCAGCCCUGGAGGACAUGGGCGACAAGCCCGCCGGGUUCCGGGGCUCCCGGAGCUGGAUUGGCUGUGUAGAGGCCAGCCUCUGCCUUUCCUACUUCGGAGGGCCCCAGGGGCGCCUGUGCCACGUGCCUCGUGGCGCGGGGCUUCAGGGGGAACUGGAGAGGCUCUACUCCCACUUCUUGGAGGGUGGGGGGCCUGUAAUGGUGGGAGGUGAUGCGGACGCCCGAGCCAAGACCUUGCUGGGAGUCUGCCUGGGGCCAGGAACGGAAGCCUACGUCCUGAUACUGGACCCUCAUUGCUGGGAUGCUCCUGAAAACCCCAGUGCACUACAGGCUGCUGGGUGGGUGGGCUGGCAAAAGGUAACCAGAGCCUUUGACCCAAACUCCUUCUACAACCUGUGUUUGACCAGCCAUAACUCUGAAAAGCAGCAGCACACCCUGGACUGAGGAUAAGGGCCCAAAACUGAGACUGCCUUUGGCACCGGCCCAUGGCUCUGACUACAUAUACAUGCACACCUUUUCACUUCUUAAAAGGGGGAAGAGGGGUGCCUAAUGUCAAGCCCCAGGGCAGUCCCAGCAGUGCCUGGGGCAUUUGGCAUCAAUAAAAUUGGCAAGUUCCAGCCAACGAUGGCCCCAGCCAAUCUUUGCGAGGAUUUGGGGAGGUACAUACAUAAUGUACACUCAGGUAGACAUCACUGGGGAAG
This is a messenger RNA of Loxodonta africana (African savanna elephant), 1101 nucleotides long. It is a transcript of the gene UFSP1, whose product is annotated as UFM1 specific peptidase 1 (inactive). The transcript has a single exon. Lineage: Eukaryota; Metazoa; Chordata; Mammalia; Proboscidea; Elephantidae. Bases 416 to 844 code for a protein of 142 amino acids. The record is from RefSeq and is a predicted model, not a curated record.